Leptinotarsa decemlineata (Colorado potato beetle) is the source of this 1674-nucleotide messenger RNA. RefSeq names its product carboxylesterase 1E. The record is from RefSeq and is a predicted model, not a curated record. NCBI's taxonomy places the organism in Eukaryota, Metazoa, Arthropoda, Insecta, Coleoptera, Chrysomelidae.
CAUUGAACAUUAUAACACAAAUAUAUCAUUUUAGGAUACUUCACUUCAAGUGACUUUGCCGAAUGGAGUUGUUCAAGGUAAAAUGAAAUUGACAAGAUAUCAGAAACUACAUUACCUAUCAUUUCACGGUAUACCAUAUGCUUUGCCUCCAGUAGGAAACCUCCGUUUCAGGUCACCCGUUCCAUCGAGUAAUUGGAGCGGAGUGUUGGAUGCAUCUUCAUCGGAUAUUACGUCCUGUAUCCAGAUAACCCCCACAUUGUUCAAUAAGUUCGUAGAAUCCGAAGACUGUUUGUACGUUAACGUUUUCACUCCAGUGAAAUCUGUACGCAAGGAGAGUCCCCCCCUUCCAGUUAUGGUAUGGAUAUAUGGAGGUGGUUUUCUAAUUGGGGUAGCCGAUUCUUCGUACUUUGGUCCCGAUAAUCUAUUGGAAGAAGGUGUUAUUGUUGUACAAGUUUCCUACCGAUUGGGAUCUUUCGGUUUCUUGAGUACCGAAGAUAUGGCCUCUCCUGGAAAUUACGGAUUGAAGGACCAACAUCUUGCCCUACGUUGGGUGAAAAAUAAUAUUGGUUAUUUCGGUGGCGACCCAGAGAGAACAACAAUAUUUGGUGAGAGUGCUGGAGGUGUCUCAGUACAGUAUCAGAUGAUGUACAUGAAAAACGAAGGUCUAAUUCAAGGAGCAAUUUCGGAAAGUGGGAGUGCCUUAUGUUCCUGGGGAUAUCAGAGGUAUCCUAAAAAAAUUGCACAAGAUUUAGGAAUGGCAGCUGGAGUCAAUACAACUGAUUCUACUGUAUUGAUAGAUUAUUUGAGGAACCUACCAACCGGCGAACUGAAAGGCGCAACAAUCAAAGUUUCUGUAACGAAUAGUUUCGGAAUUGUGAAUGGAAUACCAUUCGCUCCAACAAUAGAACCAGUACACGAAGAUGCUUUUAUAUCGAAUAAAAGUCACCAACUACUAGAAGAAAAACAAUACUUAAAUGUUCCAUACAUCAUCGGAUUCAAUACUGAAGAAAUUUCGAUACUGAAACCAGCAUUAACUAUGGCUCUUCCAUUCUUACGAAUAUUCGAUAUCGAUCCAAGGAUAAUUGCUCCGAGUGGCACUAAUAAAGGAAAUAUAGAAGAGGUCGGAAAUGAAAUAAAAAGAUUCUAUUUUGGUAACAAUCAGUUCAUCUCUGAUCAGUAUUUAGAGUACAUAAAUGAUGCCUACUUUUUCCGUCCCAUAAUGGAAAGUGCUCGAUUAUUCAAUCAGAGGACUCCUACUUAUUUGUACGUUUUCACAUAUGAAGGUUCGAGAGGAAGAAAUGCUCUGGGAUAUAGAAAAGUUGGUGAUUAUAAAGGGACGCUACAUGCAGAAGAGAUGGCCUAUAUUUGGACAAGAAAUGAUUUACCAGAACCAAAUAACAGAGACAAAUUGAUGUCGACACGCAUGGUCAAGUUGUGGACCAACUUUGCGAAAACGGGGAAUCCAACACCAAACCAAGAGAGUAUCACUGAAAAUAUUAUUUGGCCAACAGUUUCAGACAGCAUGACUUACUUGGAUAUUGGCAGAACUUUCAGCGUGAAACAAAAUUUCAAAAAUGACUCUAUGGCUUUCUGGAAUUAUAUUUAUAACAAUUAUGGUACUCCACCAUACGAUACGUAUUGAAGACAAGAAUCAACAAUAUAAAUGAAUUUGCA